Molecule: messenger RNA, 467 nt
Organism: Geodia barretti
Lineage: Eukaryota; Metazoa; Porifera; Demospongiae; Tetractinellida; Geodiidae
Source: the annotation of a GenBank genome assembly
AUUCUUGCAGCAGGGCGAGGAGAUAGACCAACAAGCGCAACGUUCUGCGUGCAGUCCACGACUAUUGCAUUUUGUUUCGUUUCGAGGUUGUCUCCGUUUCGCAGCGGUAAGAGUCGUUCAGUUACAAGAUCUUGAAAAAGAAAGGGGGGUGAAAGAUGGUGCAGCACAGGGCUCUGCUGUUGCUCGCCCUCUUAGGAGUCUCUCUUUUUACUAGCUCAGAUGCUGCCAGUGUUGCCAAACGACAAGCAACUACCGUUAUGCAAGGUGACCCAGGUCCUCCUGGUGAAGACUUACCAGCAGUUCCAGGUCCACCGGGACCGAAAGGUGCCCCAGGGAGACCGGGUAGUAAUGGAAAUCCUGCAACGCCGGGAUUAUCCGGACCAAAGGGAGGACAAGGUGACGGUGGUCCAGUUGGGCCCACUGGUCCCCCUGGAGCUCCUGGAGCACCGGCAUUUUUCCCUCUGGGG